Molecule: messenger RNA, 1096 nt
Organism: Dendrobium catenatum
Lineage: Eukaryota; Viridiplantae; Streptophyta; Magnoliopsida; Asparagales; Orchidaceae
Product: serine carboxypeptidase-like 18
Exons: 7
Coding region: 209-877 (222 amino acids)
Biological process (GO): secondary metabolic process; proteolysis
Molecular function (GO): acyltransferase activity, transferring groups other than amino-acyl groups; serine-type carboxypeptidase activity
Source: RefSeq, a predicted model, not a curated record
UUCAGUUGAUUUAUAUUGCACCAAAAUCACCAGUCAAUAUCAAAUUAACUUGCUCAAAUAAUGAUUACACUUCAUCUAUAUUUCAAUAUCAAGAAGAGAGAGAAAAACCAGUGGUCCAGUUCUCUAGCCACCAAAAAAAUCUAAGGGAUGAAGAAGAUGAGGAGAUAUCACCUAGCAGCGUCUGUCGAACUCCAAAGAGAGAUCUGAGAUGAACUGCUUUUCCAACGAUCCAUACCGAGAGCUUAAAGUCUGUUGUAUCUUCUCGUCAAAACCUUCCCUGAUCUCCGGGAACGAACCUCGCUACUGCAGAUCUCCAAGAAACCCAAUCACUCAUCUUCCAGGCUUCAAUGGCUCACUCCCUUUCUAUCUUGAAACUGGCUAUGUGACCGUCAAUGAAAAGAGCGGUGCAGAGCUCUUCUACUACUUUGUAGAGUCUGAUAGGAAGCCCAAAGAUGAUCCACUCAUCCUUUGGCUUGUUGGUGGCCCUUACUGCUCUGGUUUUAUUGGCUUUGCCUUAGAUAUUGGCCCUCUUAAGUUUAAUGUAAAAGCAUAUGAUGGAACUUUGCCUACUUUAAUUUCAAAUCCUUAUUCAUGGACAAAGAUCUCUAGCAUUAUCUUUUUGGAUUGGCCUGUGGGGACUGGAUUCUCAUUUUCAAGAAGUAUGGUGGAUUAUCACACAGAUGAUGUACAAUCCACAAUGCAAAUCUAUAAGUUCCUUAUAAAGUGGUUGCUUGCUCAUCCGAGUUUUCAAUCAAAUCCUUUUUAUGUUGGUGGCGAUUCAUAUGGAGGGAAGAUGGUUCCUCUACUUGCUCUAGAGAUAGUAGAAGGCAAUGAAGAUUUUCAACAACUCUUUGUAAAUCUCAAAGUAUGUUCUUAAGCCUUUUUCAAAAUGUAAUUAAUAAAAUUUUAAGCUUUUUCUCCUAAUUUCUACAAGGCUAUGAAUAUAACUUAAUCGUUUAUGAUGUUUUUUAGGGUUAUUUAGUUGGCAACCCUGUAACCGGUGAAAGAAUUGACAUCAGUUCUCGAGCUCCUCAUGCUCAUGGAUUGGGAAUAAUUUCACAUGAACUAUUCAAGGUUUCUAUUUUCAUUUUUUUAA